AGUAACUUUACCAUUAAACAAUGAAAUGGUGAUUACAUGUUUUCUAAUUAAUAAUGAUGAAAUUUACUAGUUACAUUUCUGUAAAAACAGAGGAAAAAAAUGUCAGAGUGGAAAAAACGGCUCUCUGCACUGGAGCUUUGCUUUCUCUGUACUUAAGCACUCUGGUUUAAUUGUGGUACCUACAGCAGGAGUGCUGUCAGGACACACCCAUACAUGCCGAUUGAUAUCAUAUGAAAUACGAUACCAUAACAUAAAUACAUGUUAUCAAUCACUAAUCAAAUCUGAUUAAAAAAAAGGUUUAAGGUUUUAGGUUUAAGUUAUUAUGAAAGUUAUUCUUCUGUUGCUGUAUUUGCUGCUGCAGAAUUCUCAUAGAUUUGUAUUCAGAAUUUUGUUCUUCUUAUAAUUUGCAAACAGCUACAGUCUCAGAGAUACAUAGUGUCUGCCAUGAUGCAAAUACUGCAGCAGGAUGGGCCUCUCAGAAUUUCACCCAAACCACAACCUUUUACUAAACCUAACCAAAAAAACAAGUGAAAGCAAAACCAAACAGGAUAGGAACUGCAGUCUGCAGGUUUACAGUCUUGUGAUCUAUACCCCACCCCCCAUCAUGCCUGUGUACUUACAUAAACUUUAAAGCAGGUGUAAACACACCAAUGAGACAAACAGGACCAGAUUAAGGCAUAUGCAUGCAUCACCUUUCUAAACUCUGAAGUCUUAGGGUUAUUAGUACAGUACAAACAUAUAAUUAAUAGAGAAAAAUUACUUCUGUACAAAACAUUUGCUAUUCGCUGAAACUGACCACUAUUAGAGAUCAGCCGUUCCCAAACUCAAAUAUCAAAGCCCACACAUGGUCAUGUGGAAGAGAAAGUAAGCCCUCUGUUAAUUCUUAAGUUUUAACAGCGAGUUUUAGAAUCAUCUGGUCCUUCUCGGGUAUUAAGAUUGAUUAAAUACAACCUCAGAUGAACAGCAAAGCACGUCGUGUUACACACUGACAUUAUUUGUCUAACAUAGACUAAACCAAAAUGCAGAAGCAAUCUAAAACUAAGUGAAAAACUAAGUAGAUGCCAUGCUUCUAUAACCACCCUUAGCAGCCAAAAGUUGAAGUCAUUGUUUUCUGUGUGACAUUUUCAGCCUCUCACAUCGCUGUGGAGGAAUUUCGACUCUUUGACCUUGAUUCUUUUCUUUUUUCUGUUGUAGGUUUGCUGCUGUGCAGACAGUUGGUAUGAGGUUUUUGUACUGAUAUGCUGUGAUUGCCACAUUUUGGUGAAAACCAAUGUGUAUUUUGGAUGCACAUCACCUCAUGAUGAAAACACCCCACUGCAAAUAAAUAAACAGUUUAUUUAUAAUACAUUUUCAGAUUAUGACGAUAACAUGCCGAUUAACAAUCUUUAAAGAACAUAAAAAAUCUAACUGUGGGACCAGAUUAAUGUUACAGAAAAUAGUUAAUCUGGUGAUUUAGUGCAAAGAGGUGUAAAUAUUUUAAUUUGAGUGAAUUAUCUCACGGCUGAGUGCUGCUCUUUAUUUGUAGGAUGAAUCGAGCUUUGAAACUUUUGGAUAUUUUUAUUUUUAAUGCACAAAAGGACGAGAGCGCGACGGUAAAGUGCUAAGUGCAUCCAGCAAUAACGCCAAGAUAGCCAAGAAACCAGAGUAAUGUUAUAGCUGAGUGAAUGCCGACCCCAGCACAACAAACGGAUGAGCAGUCAGGCUGGAGCCAGUGUUCGCGUUUCUUCAGUAGAAUCACUGUAGCGAUUGAUUUGAAGUCUCUGUGCUGGUUUUGAACUUUGUGCUGUCGACUUUUUGUUCAUACCUAAAUCUAAGAGAAAAUCAUAUGUGUGUACUCAUUAGGACAGUGAUUUGUGUUGGUGUGUUGGGCUCUAGCCUCAGGUUUAUAUUUUUGAAUGGUGAUUGUGAGACAGUGUGUUUCAGAUCAUUUUACAGAGGGAUGCAAAAGUAAUGCAAAAAGUAGUAAUUAAGUACAUUACUUAAUUACUCAAGUUACAUACUGCAUUACUUUUAAGAAAAGUAGUCUGUAAUUUGUGUAAUAUGUUACUUCCUGAGUAGUUAACCCAACACUGAUCACAACAAAGAGGGGAAAUAGCUUCAGCAUUCACUAACAUCUGACCCACAGCAUAGAGUUCAUUUGCAUGCACGUAAUGUCUUUGAUAUGCUGCUUAGCGAUGGCGGCGACCCUCAAAGCGGAGCCAGUGGAAACCCAGUGAGAAUCAAUAAGUGAUAUGGAAUCGCUGAAUUCUUAAUAAUUCCCAUCCCUACUUAUCAUUUUCAACUUGAAGACUCGGAUUACAUUAUUAGGGGCGUGGCAACUUCCCCAGCACUUUUUUUUUUUAUAAGGAGCCACAACUAAAAAAAUAAACAAAUAAUUCAGCGCUUCAUCCUCUCUUUCCAAAUAUGAUCACUUACCAGGUGACGCUGCUUUUAAAUGUAGGGUCCAAAACCAACGGGUCACAUUAAACAGUGGCUACCUCCAUCUUUUCAAUACAGUCUGUGGAUCAUAGGUGGUUUAAUGACUACAUGUAAAUCAAUUAGUAAACUGUGUGUGUGUGUGGAGGAAGUCGAUUGGGUGAAGGUGGAGUUUCUGGGGUGGGCGGUGCAGCUCGGCAGCACGCUAAAGAUCAAACUGGCUCCGGUCUGUGCGUCAGUGUUUUUCAUGUGUCUCGCGGAGACGUGGGUAAAAAGGACAAUUAUUACUGAGGCUCGAGCCCUUCUUUCGUUAAUUCAUAGUUCUCUGAGACUCUUCGAGGACCUUUUCCCCUUUAAGGUGUUCCUGUGUUUCCGCGCCGCGGCUCAGUGACCUGAAGGAGGCUUGAUGAGUGGAAGCAGCGACGCAGAAUUUCAUGUGCAUCUCAAACCCCACACACAUGGAUGUCAGGAGGAAAAGGUCCAAUGAUGCUGCCCACAUCGGUCUACUCGGUUUCAACAACUACUAGUCACAUCAGCCACCUGGUCAGUCACCGCAACACACCUGAAGAAGACGAUGAAACCAUGAGCGCAGAGCUGAGAGACCCCAGCAUUCUUUCCAAACCGGAGUCCGCCUCCGACCCUCUGGGCCACCACCCUCUUUCAGACCGUGAUGGCUCUCUGUUCGGCAAGCAGAGGCUGGACACAGAGCAGGAGCACAAGCACAUUAGGAUCUUCCCCCAGUCCAGCUUCUGCCCAUCCCAGUCCUCUCGCAGCUUGCCAGCUGGGUACAGCCCACAAACUCCUUUCCCGAGCCAGGCGUACAGCGGCUGGCUCCACCCGAGUUUCGCCAGCAGCUGGUCGGGAUAUCCCAACAGCCUGCCGUCCUGUCUGAGCCAAAAAGAUUACUCCAGCUGUUCUGGAGAGAGCUGCCUCUCCAGAUGCAAGUUCCUGUCCCUCCCCGGCACUCACAGCAGCAUGGGCAGCUUAGAGCAGCCGCUCUCGCUGCGCUCCAACCCGCCUUCAGCCAACCUGUGCCACCACACGUUAUCGCCGUACUCGUGUGCACCACAGGGGCCCGCCUGCUGUGCUCAGUGCCCUGCAGACGCCUUCAACAGGGAGCCUGUGGGCAACAAGCAUCCCUGGCCUGAGUACCAUCCAGCUUACCGCCAGUACUAUGCAGGUGACUGCAGAGUUCCUGCAGGUGGAUUCACACAGAUUGGACACAACGUUCCAGUCAAAGAGAAGCGCCCUCCUUGCAGCGCGCCGCUGUCUCUGGAGCAGAGGCGUGUCUUCGUCACUUAUGAAGCAGACAACGAUAAGCAUGUCAACGAGAUCAUCAACUUUGUGGCUCUGCUGCGACACAACGGCUUUGACACGCACAUCGACAUUUUCGAGCAGCAGUUCAGAAGCAUAAGCAAGAUUGACUUCAUGGAGCGAUACCUGAGUGAGAAAGAGUACCUCAUUAUCAUCAUCAUCAGCCCCAAGUACUACGAGACGGUGACCGCCUCCCCUGCUGGCCUGGAGAGCGACGAGAGGACCUACAACACGGUUUACAUACAUAAACAGCUGCAGAAUGAAUUCAUCCAGAAUGGAAGCAAGAAUUUCAGGUUCAUUCCUAUCCUGUUCCCCGGGGCUAAAAAGUGCCACGUCCCUAACUGGCUCCAGAACACACACGUAUAUGGAUGGCCACGUGAUCGGGAUGACAUCCUGCGGCGGCUGAUGAGGGUCGAGAAGUACAACCCACCUCCUAUCGGGGAGCUUCCGACCAUAGUCUCCAUCCCCAUUUAAAAAAACUCUGAGCUGGAUUCACAGACUGGACUUAAAUCUUAUUGGCUGUUGGUCAUUAAUGAGGUGAACAGGGUGAUGAGGUGCUUUUGUGAACAGAUGGAUAUUGUGUGUUUGUUUAAAUUAACAUAUAGAAAAGUGCCAGUGUUUGUCUGAGAUAGAGGUGCAGACUCAGGCUGCUUUUUUUUUUUUUUUUUUUUUAAAUAUAUAUCUUUGCAGUUGUGCAUCAUGCUGUAUGUGCACUGGUGCUACUCCAACUCGUGUUUUUUUUGUUGUUGUUUUUUUGUUUUUUUAAGGGGGGUCUAUUAUCAAUCCCAGCCCCAGCUAUUGUUACUCUUGUAAUCGGCAGCUUUGCCUGAUUCACAGAUCAAAGCAAUCCUUAUUCAUUGUACAGGUGCAGAGACCGAGGAGAGUGCAAGCCAUGUUGUUUUGUUAAAGCUACAGUUUGCACAUGUCGCCUGAAUGCGUCGUGUGCAGGUAAUUAUGAAGUUGCGUUUUUGAAAAGAACACAGCUGUGAGGACACAGUGUCUGAAUGUGAGUGUGCAGAACAGGCAGAAUGGUGUGUGUGUGCAAAAAAACCAAUUAAAUUUUAUGUGAGAACCGUUUGGGGAAAGCUUUUGUUUUCACACUCUUCAAGCACCUAUGUUGGGCUUAAACUGAGGGUGUGCCUCCUAGCUGAUGGUUACACUUGAUUUAUAGGACUAGUAAAUUGCUCCUCAAGAAUUUACGCUUCACGCAGAGCACAGCAGGGAAAACGCUGAUAGCAGAACAGGUUUCAACCCCAACUUUACCACUGCUUUCACUCAGGGCCCAACAAUGCUGCCAGAUUUCACCUGGUGGAACAUCGGUCGAGCUGGGCGAACAGUAGAUACACGGGUUCAACAGCCUGGGAUUUACUUUAUGUAUAUACACUGAUCUCCUUGUACCUGUUUAUAUUAAACAUCUGGAACUGGAGCGAUAUACAGUACUGUGCAAAAGUCUCGAGUCACUGCUCAUUUUUUAAAAAUACAUCAUCACCUUUAUUCUCCAAUAUAGCCUAAACUCUCUGAGACGAACCUUCUGCUGAUUUUUCAUACCUCUUGUUCCCUUCCUUACAAAUGGCUUCUUCACAGCCUUUCACUGAGACCACUUCUUAUGAGGCGUCAGUGAACAGUAGAUGGAUCAAGUGAAUGGCCAGAUGUGUCUCUCAGGUCCUGUGUUAGGACCGGAGGAUCUUUUGUUUCCCUGUUACUUAGGGGCAUGAUGUUCAGAGACUGUUCCUCUGCUGUAGUUUUUGUUUUUAGACCUGACACUUCUUUGGUUCUCCAUGUGUCCAGUUCUCCCCCCCCCCCAGUGCACUUUGGGAAUCACCUUGGUGAUGUAAACAUACUAUUUUAUGUCUCUCAAACUGUGUUAGCUUUGGCUUUUUUCAUAGAAUAAACAAAAGACACGGAAAUACAGUAUCCAACCAGCAGACUUGCAAAAACGCCAAGAGAUACAAUUUAAAGAGUUUCUUUGCCAAGUUGUCUGUUUCGUAAAAAUACAACUGGUUCAUCCGUUGAGUUAGGUGCCUUUUUUGUGCUCUGGUGAUACGUAGGUGACUGAGUGGCUUAACUAACAAAAGAAGUUCCUCUGAAAAUGGACAGGUACAAGGACUGGGCUGAAAGCUCAAGUCUACUAAAAGUCUGGCUCCUUGGAAGUAAAAUGUGAAGAAAUGAAGUGUGGCUCAGGACUUUCACACAGUACAGCAUGUGACAGAAAUUUAGGCAAAACAUAAUAGUUCCCCUUUAAUUUUACAGCCUGAAAACACAGAUUCAUGAAUAAGUGUUUGUUUGUUUUACUGGACAUCUCCUACGCGUUACAAACAGAUGUGUAUGUGUUUGAGUGGAACAUCAGGGCUCUCACUUACGAUGUGCAAACAUUGACCCAGAUACUAUAUUCUCUCAGCCUUUGACUCCAAUUACAGGUGCCUGUUCAUUUUAAACAGCUGCUCAACUGGACGCAUAACACAUAGUGGUUUGCCAUCGUGUUUUCUUAUAUUGUGUGUGGUUCGUAUUGUUUAAAGAGAAUGCAGUUGUGGGUACAAAUGGUUUGUGGCUUUUGUAUUUGCUCAGUGACGAUUCAUUUAUACCUCUCUGUAAGCUGCACCUGAAUUCAUUUUCUCUUACCCACUUUUGUUAAUUUAUGUUCCAACUAAGUUAUUCUUAAAAAUUUUUAGCAUUUUUUUUUUUCUGUAUGAGCGUUAAAGUGUGUGUUUUUUUCCCCUUUUUAGCGUCUAACCUUUCGUACUGAAUAACAAAAAGAGCGGGGGGUAAUCUGUUUUUCAUCUUCCUUCUGCAUUGGAAACUAUUCUCAGGGGAUCCUUGAUGCUAGAUGUUACAAUAAAAGUAUUGGAUGACUGAAAAGUGUGUUGGCCCAUGUCAGACUUGCCCCUGAGCUGUCGUCUUAAAAAAUACACGAGCAAGCAUUUGUAAAAUUGGUCCCAAAAAAAUACAGACAAGCAGAGGCACGCUGCUGGGCUUUGUGGGGCUUCUAAAAAAAAAAAGCAAGCUAAAUUUUUCUGUUUAGGAACGAACCAUGAGAACUUGAAGGUUUGAUUGCAGAUGUGUCAACACAUCGCUGCCUCUGACGCCUCCAUGAGAAAUCCAACCGAGUUGCUUUGUCUGCUAACAAAGCCUCAGAAGCGGCGCUGCAGUCGAAUUACAUCUGCUGCCUUUCCUCGUGUUAUGAAAAAACUUCAACAGGAUGUUGUAUAAAGAUAAUUAGCUGACACAGCUGCCUGCUUCAACUGUGGUACGGCUUCUCAAGAAUCUGCAAAUUUAGACUCAAAUGGGUCAUCGCAGGCUGGCUGUGGUUAGAGAAAAAUCUUAUGUAAUGCUGUGACACAUUUAAAGAAAGCGCCUGCGUGUGCAGAAUAUGACACCACCUCCAUCCUCGCACAGGUUGAAUAAAUACAUUAAAAUCCUGCUUUUUGCACAACUGAUUACAAGCGAGAUACAGAUUAAUGGUUUUAUCUUCACAAGAGGUAACACUGCAGAUGUUCAUACAUUAAGAAAAAAAUCUGAAUACAGUGUUUCAUAUAUCAUCCUUAUAUUGAAAAGUACAUGAAAUAAUAUUAAUUUUAAUAAUAAUAAAAGGACAACGACAUCUGUAAUAAAAGCGGAUUACAAAGUGACAUUUUAUGUAAAUAACUCUUAAGAAUUAGGAGACAAAAAUCAGACAAUAAUUCAAUUUUACUGUAUGUAAAAACACUGAAGUGCUAUUUGUUCAAAGCUACAAAAUACACUUUAAAAAAGCAGGAAGAGUUUUUUUAUUUCCUUCAAGGAAAAGUACUAUAAAAUAAGUUACAGUACAGUGAAUUUGUUCAAACUGACUUUUGUUCCCGUCUUCCAGCCUUUUGUAAGCACAAACAGAAGAAAGUCAUACAGGAGUAGAGAGGGAAAUUGUUUGAAGUCACUUUCCUCAAAAAGGAAACGAGCAGCCGCGCUGUCGUCGAUAACUGUGCAUCUUUAGUGUGUUUGUGUUUACAAUAAUCACACAAAUGUUUCUGAAAAUGUGAAACCUUUGAGCUUUGAGUCUUCAUAGUCUGCUGGUCACGUCGCUGUGGCCUUAGAAGAAAUCUUGGUACUUCAUGAGCUCAAAAAAAAAAAAAAAAAAAAAAAAA
This is a messenger RNA of Oreochromis aureus, 7844 nucleotides long. RefSeq names its product TRAF3 interacting protein 2-like (gene traf3ip2l). The transcript has 10 exons. Bases 2878 to 4203 code for a protein of 441 amino acids. Gene Ontology annotation, biological process: humoral immune response; positive regulation of canonical NF-kappaB signal transduction. The record is from RefSeq and is a predicted model, not a curated record. NCBI's taxonomy places the organism in Eukaryota, Metazoa, Chordata, Actinopteri, Cichliformes, Cichlidae.